AGUCUCUUUUGUCCCUUUUUUGCUGUCCAUCUCUUCGCUCCUUCGCUCCUUUUACUCCAUCCGCCAUCCUCCCUCGCCUUCAUCCCUUUUCGCUGCUUCAUCCCUCCUCCCUCAGCCUCCAGGUCGCCUGCAUCGCCCCGUCGUCUUUGUCUCGUUCUCAUCCUCACUACACACCCGAGCAGAAGAGCCAAGAACACUCAGCGGGUUCACUUUUGAAAAGGGACACUUUUACAAUAUACCCCAUACAACUUUUUUUUUCCCUCCUUCUCUCUUGUUGUUGUUGCUGUUGCUAUUACUGUUGUUGUAAAAAGAAUCCUUUUCAAAGCCAUGGCUACUUGUCCAAACUUCGACCUUGAGGAGACGGACCCCAGUCAGUUCUUCGACGGCCACAGUAUCACCUGGAAGCGCCAUUAUAUCGGCUGGGGCAUCGCCGGGUUCUGCGCGCUGGUAUCGACGCUCAUCUCCUUCCGUCUCCUGUACAAGCAUGCGCGCAACUACAACAAGCCUUCAGAGCAGCGCCAUAUCAUGCGAAUCGUGCUCAUGAUCCCUAUCUACUCGAUCAUUUCCUUCCUCUCCUACCGCUUCUACAAGCAAGCCAUCUACUACGAAACCAUUCGUGACUGUUACGAGGCCUUUGUGAUCCACUCCUUCUUUGUGCUCCUGCUGACCUACUUGGGCGACGACACGGCCGAACGCAGGGCACGCAUCACCGCAGGGCCUGAGCGCCGGAAACUGAUCUUCCCGCUCAAUUGCUUCUACUACAAGCCUCAUGGAGAGUUGUUCCUGCACUGGAUGAAGUAUGGAGUCCUGCAGUAUGUGGUUGUCAAGCCCGUGACGACCAUCGCCGCCGUCAUUCUGCAGUACAAGGAUCUUUAUUGCGAUACCACAUACAGCUUCCAAUUCGGCAAGGUCUAUAUCACCAUUGUCAACUUCAUUUCAGUCACAGUUGCGAUGUACUGCCUGGUGAUCUUCUACAUGACCAUCAAGACCGAGAUUGCGGACAAGAAGCCUUUCCUAAAGUUCCUUUGCGUUAAACUGGUCAUCUUUUUUUGUUUUUGGCAAACGUGCUUCCUGAGUCUUUUGGGUCAUUUUGGUGUGUUCGAGGCGACAGAAUACUGGUCCAUUAGCAAUAUUGAGAUCGGCAUAUCCGCCCUGUUGAUCUGUGUGGAAAUGGUGGCCUUUGCAAUUAUGCACGUCUUCUCCUUCUCCUACACUCCAUAUGUCAUCCCCAAUGUCAAGACCCCUGUCCGCAAAUCUCUUCGCGAUGGUUUCAACCCAGUUGAUAUGGUGACGGAGGUUGGAUGGGCUUGUAAGGACAUUGUGCUUAUCAUCAUGGGCCGACCUCUGCCAAUCCGAGACGGACACUUGAGCGGGGCUGUCAAACGUGCCAACACGGUCCGCACCAGGAACCGUGUUUUCAAAAGUCGCAAGUCAGGAGGAGGCUCAACAGCUAGCGAUAACGAUCCCUCUUUUAUGACCGCGGUCGACGAUGCCAGUCUGGAGGCCGGUGGCAAAUUUGUGAGUAGCGAAGCCGUGGAUCCAAACCAGCAGGCGCCGCUCCUGAGUAAUGUGGACGAUGCCCGCAUUAACAACCAUUACGGAAACUCGUACGAGAUGUCCGCAUCACCCCAACCAACGCCAUAUGCAACGCAGCAGGAGCAGCUGCAGCUGCAGCUACAGCAACAACAGCAACAACAACAGCACCAACAGAUGCUGCAGCAACAGCAACAGUUCCAGCAACAGCAAGCAUACGCAUCCAGGCCGGCUGAUGGAUACCAGUAUUAGACUCUUAGAUAGUGAAGCAGGCACCCAGCGUUGGCAAACUAAUUAUACUUUAUUUCAUU
Molecule: messenger RNA, 1844 nt
Organism: Gamsiella multidivaricata
Lineage: Eukaryota; Fungi; Mortierellomycota; Mortierellomycetes; Mortierellales; Mortierellaceae
Product: organic solute transporter Ostalpha-domain-containing protein
Exons: 5
Coding region: 328-1785 (485 amino acids)
Biological process (GO): transport
Molecular function (GO): transporter activity
Source: RefSeq, a predicted model, not a curated record